Anolis sagrei ordinatus is the source of this 1471-nucleotide messenger RNA. RefSeq names its product stathmin 4 (gene STMN4). Gene Ontology annotation, biological process: neuron projection development; microtubule depolymerization; regulation of microtubule polymerization or depolymerization. The record is from RefSeq and is a predicted model, not a curated record. NCBI's taxonomy places the organism in Eukaryota, Metazoa, Chordata, Lepidosauria, Squamata, Anolidae. Gene Ontology annotation, molecular function: tubulin binding. Gene Ontology annotation, cellular component: cytoplasm; neuron projection.
UUCCUUGGAGGUGAUGUCAUGGCCAGGGAUGAGCGGAUGCUGGCUGCCUCUCUGAGCAUCUUUGGUCCUUGGAAAAGGAGGCGAGGGAGAGGUUGGCUGCAAAGUGGGCACCAAGGCCAGGCUUAGCAAGGGUUUGCAAGUGAGCAAUUUCCGUCUCGACACCCUCUUCACCCACUUGGAGCCCAUCCCAGAAUCGAAGGCAUCAUGACGCUGGCAGCCUACAAAGAGAAAAUGAAAGAGCUCCCCCUCGUGUCCCUCUUCUGCUCCUGCUUCCUCUCCGACCCCUUAAACAAACCAUCCUAUAAAUAUGAAGUUGACACAGUAGACCUCACCUGGUGCGUGAUUUCCGACAUGGAGGUGAUUGAGCUCAACAAGCGCACCUCCGGGCAGUCCUUUGAGGUGAUCCUGAAGCCCCCCUCCUUCGACGGCAUCCCCGAAUUCAAUGCCUCUCUGCCCCGAAGGAGGGACCCCUCGCUGGAGGAGAUCCAGAAGAAGCUGGAAGCAGCUGAGGAACGCCGUAAGUACCAGGAGGCAGAGCUCUUGAAGCACCUGGCUGGCAAGCGGGAGCACGAACGGGUGGUUAUCCAGAAGGCCAUCGAAGAGAACAACAACUUCAUCAAGACAGCCAAAGCGAGACUGUGGCAGAAAAUGGAGUCCAACAAGGAGAACCGGGAAGCCCAUUUAGCAGCCAUGUUGGAGCGUCUGCAGGAAAAAGACAAACACGCCGAGGAAGUGCGGAAGAACAAGGAGCUCAAAGAAGAGGCUUCCAGGUAAAGGGACUCUCCACAGUUCGGACUAAAAGCUGCAAGGGAGGAACGGCGUGCAUCAGGCGGCGGUCGCGGUGACAGCUGUCUCGAGCGCGGAAAAACAAAAUUGAUGAAUCGGGAUUGUCCGCUGCUUUCGUUGUUUGUGAAUGUGGAAAACAAAAAAACAAAAAAAGGAGAGUGAAACCAUCUUGUGCGUUUCAGGGAGGGAGGGGGACGUAAGUCUGGGAAGAGGAAGUCUAUGGGUUUUUGGGGGGAGGAUAUUGGGAACCUGAGUCCGGACAGGUUUCCUUUUCGUGCAAAAAAAUGGUGGUGUUUCACAAUGGGAUGCAACCCUGUUUUCGGGGUGCAAAUGGUGGAAGUGGGAGGCUUUGAGGCUGGGUGGGGGGGCCAAAGAGGAAAUCGGCGUAAGGAACAAUUGGUAAUGGUUUUGGGAGGGGGCCAGGAAAAGGGAAGCCAAGCCACUGCCGGGGUGAAUGUCGUCUCGUGUCUUUUGCCAUUUCGAUGUCGGUCAUGAGUGCGAAAAGAGCAAGUUCCACCUUUCUUUCAUUUAAAGGUCUGUCCAUACCGUAGAAUGAAUGCAGAUCGAUACCACUGUAACUGCCAUCACUCAGCACAAUGGAAACCUGGCUUUUGUAGUUUGGUGAGGCAUCAGCACACCUUUCCAGAGGAGGCUUGAGAAACUGCAACUCAUAGGAUUCCAUCGC